CCCCCCCCCCUCUCUCUCUCUGUUCAUGAAGAACAAUCCAGCAAUGCAGAGCCAUUCAUUUGAAUAUAUCACGUCAAGUGUCUACCCCUUUUGAUCUUUUAAGACUCUCUCCAGCUCAACUCGUUUCGUUUUGGCACGUAAAACAUGUCGAUGAUGACAGGGACGGGGACGAGGAGGCAGAAGUGGCAAUACCCGCAGCCACCGACCCCGAGAAUACUUUACCUCCCUGGCCGCAAUGCUCGCCGCAAAGCAUCUCGAGCAGGGAGGCCCAGCUCCGGUGACUCCCGGAGAGACAGGAAGGAUGAUACGAAGCUCGAAGCGCUGUUCGAGGAGGAGCGCGAGUUCUUGAAGGGCGGUGAGGGUAAAGGAGGGGGUGGCUCGGUCCCGGUUGUCCUCUUCGGGGACUACGAUGACGGGGAGAUGAGGAGGAGAGAAGGCAGUGGAGGUGAUGGGGCUGAGGUGGAGGAGGAGGAGGAGGAGGACAAGUGGCGCUUUCAGGCGGAGGUGCUGAGGGCGGAGUGCAACCUUCUGAGGAUGGAGAAGGAGAUCGCAGUGAGGAAGUUGGACCGGAGUCGGGUCUACUUGGAACGGACUCUCCGGUCCGCUAUCGAAGCUUUGGUCUCCGGGAGGAAGAAGAUCGGUGAAGGGAAAAACAUAGCCACAGUUCUGGAGGAGGAGAUACAGAAUCUGGUUGACGAGCUCAAGGAGCUGGGAAAGGGCUCAAGAGCUAAAGAUACUACCUGGGCGCGGAACUGCAGCAAUUUCGAUCGGCAGGUGACGGUUCUCCAGAGAAGGCUAGACAAACUCGGUAGCUUGUCAGAAGGGAAACGCGUGGAGAAGAUCCGUAAGAUGGCCGAAGAGAGCCUGUCAAUGAGUACAAGUUCUCCAACUGAAGUCAAAGUCGAGCACAUGGUUUCCAACGGUGAUUCCGUUGAGAUUCUUAGGCGGAAAAUGGAGGGAUUGUCGAAGGAUAUGCUGUUAGUGAAGAUGGAGGAAGAAUACGAUUCAAUUCUUUCUACAGCAGACAGUUCGGUUUCAAGUUCUGCCUCUACAUCGAAUCGAGUAGAAUGUCUCGGUCACUAUGUCCCCUUUAUUCGUCAGGCCAACCAAGAGAGGUCGGGUCGCAAGGAAGGUGCUGCUACUUGCUCAGGGCACUGCAAGGCUGUGGUGCGUAGGAUCGUAGAGCAAGUUCGGGCUGAGACAGAGCAGUGGUCUCAGCUGCAGGAUAUGCUGGGACAGGUGAGGGACGAGAUGCAAGAGUUGCAGGCUUCUCGGGACUUCUGGGAGGAUCGGGCUCUCAGUUCCAAUACUCAAAAUCAAUCCCUUCAUUCCGCUGUCCAGCAAUGGAGACAGAGGGCUCUCUCUUCCGAAGCGAAGGUAACUGAACUGCAACUCAAAGUAUCCCUGCUCCGGGAUGAAAUCGAUUCAUUGAAGAAAGACCUCAGCACCCAAUCUAUGAGUCGCAGAAAUUCUCUGCCACUAGCUCCGAGUCCCCGAAACGAGACCGAGAAGCGGGUCUUGGUUUGUAGCUUGAAGGAAAACCAUCAGAAUGGUCUUGCUGUGGGCUUUUCGGGUAUAGACAGGAGAAGGAAAGUCCACAGCUGCAGCAGCAGCAGAAGAGAUUCGGACUUGAAGAAGUCUCCUCUUCGAGAUAUUGGAAACUCGUCGCAGCAGAACGCCAAGUUGAUAUUUCCUUUGAGUUGCCAUCUGAGUUCCAACUAACUAAUAGGGAAGAAAGAACUGUUGAGUGCUUAUUGCACUUUAGCUGUAUUUUACCGAAGGAGAGUUAUGAUUACAGUAUGAUAUAUUCUAAGACUGGCAGACUUGGAUCUCUUACAAAGAAACCAUCAAAUGAAAAUUCAAAUAUUCGUCAUUAA
Messenger RNA from Punica granatum (pomegranate), 1877 nucleotides. The record is from RefSeq and is a predicted model, not a curated record. Lineage: Eukaryota; Viridiplantae; Streptophyta; Magnoliopsida; Myrtales; Lythraceae.